AUGGAUGUCACUGAGCUCUCUUUUGGAAUCUUGUUUCUGUUACAGACCAGCACUGGAGUCUCAGUGAAUGGAUUCCUCCUCCUGUUCUAUACCCAUCUCGUUUCCACCACUCACAGGCUCAGCUCCUCUGACUUAAUUCUUGCCCACCUAGCUGUGGCCAAUACCAUAGCACUUCUCACACUUGGAAUUCCACAGAGCAUGUCAGGGUGUGGUCUGAGAAAUUUCCUGAACGAUGUCGGAUGCAAAAUUGUCUUUUAUUUUUAUCGAGUGGGCCGGGGCCUUGCCAUCUGCACCACCUGCCUCCUGAGUGUCUUCCAAGCCAUCACUAUCAGUCCUGGCACUGCCAGGUGGGCAGGAGCCAAAGUCAAAUUACACAAGUGCAUCCUUCCCUGUUGUAUCUUAUUCUGGAUCCUCAAUAUGCUAGUAGAGUUCGAUAGAGUGAUGAACAUGACAGGUCCCCAGAACAGCAGCAGUCUUCAAAGCCCAAUGGAUUAUAAAUACUGCUCGAGGGUUAGUCUCAGUGCAGUCACCACCGUGGUAUAUACUGUUGCUGUUUCCCUCCGGGAUCUGGUCUUCGUAGGGCUUAUGAGUGCAACCAGUGGCUACAUGGUCUUUGUCCUGCACAGACACCACCGGCGAGUCCAGCACCUUCAUGGACUUAGCAACUCCACCAGAGUGAUGCCUGAAGUCAGAGCAGCCAAGAGAGUCAUUGCCCUGGUGACUCUCUUCGUCCUCCUCUAUGGGCGACAGUCAGUCACGCUGAAUAUUAUAAUGAACAUGAAAGAAAAGAAUCCUCUCCUGCUGUAUAGCCACAUAGUUUUUGCACACACCUUUUCUGCCAUAAGUCCCUACCUAGUGAUUCACAGUGACAGGAGAAUGAAAAUGUUCUGGAAAAAGAAAUGUAUUUCCAACCUAGAUCCCUCCUCCUAA
Ornithorhynchus anatinus (platypus) is the source of this 930-nucleotide messenger RNA. RefSeq names its product vomeronasal 1 receptor ornAnaV1R3151. Gene Ontology annotation, cellular component: membrane. Gene Ontology annotation, biological process: G protein-coupled receptor signaling pathway. Bases 1 to 930 code for a protein of 309 amino acids. Gene Ontology annotation, molecular function: pheromone receptor activity. The record is from RefSeq and is marked inferred. Lineage: Eukaryota; Metazoa; Chordata; Mammalia; Monotremata; Ornithorhynchidae. The transcript has a single exon.